GCGACUCUGGGCUGUACUCUACGCUUAGCUUUGACAGAGACUCCCGGGGGGCGGACCCUAGGUGUCGCGCGCAUGCCUGGCAGGGCUGGGCCGCUCUUCUCCGGUGGCUGCGGCUCAGACGCCUCAGCUGGGCCUAAGAUGGACCUCCCGGCCGUGCUCGCUGCCCCAGCCACGCGCGGAGACCAACAUGGCGGUGGCCCAAGCCGACUUCGCCGCGGAACGGGGCCGUCCCUCGGUGCUGGUCCCGGGCGCCGCCGCCUGCUGCUGCUGAGGAGCCCGGAAGAUGGCGGGCCCGGGCCGCGUCAAGAGGAGGCCCCGGGGCCCAGCCCGCCGCCCCCGGAAGACGGCGGCGACUCCUUCGUGGUACUGCUGGAAGUGCCGCGCGCGGCCGACACCCAUGAACAGGAGGAGACCGAGCCCGACUCCGGCGCGAGCCCCACGGAACAGGUCCCGGCCGCCGCCCCCGGCGCAGCACUGGCAGGCACCGUCACCAUCCACAACCAGGACCUCCUGGUGCGCUUCGACCGCGGCGUCUUCACGCUGGCCGCCGCCCCCGCGCCAGCCACCCAGGGCCUGCAUCCCGCGACCACCCCGGGCCUGGAGCCCUCGAGCGCUGCUGCGUCCCGCCGCGGGCCGGUGGCCGCCAGCGCUGGCGCUCCGGCCUACCGCUGUCCGGAGCCGCAGUGCGCGCUGAGCUUCGCCAAGAAGCACCAGUUGAAGGUGCACCUGCUGACGCACGGCAGCCUCCAGGGCCGGCGUCCCUUCAAGUGCCCGCUGGAUGGCUGUGGCUGGGCCUUCACCACCUCCUACAAGCUCAAACGGCACCUGCAGUCCCAUGACAAGCUGCGUCCUUUUAGCUGCCCGGUGGGCGGCUGCGGCAAGAAGUUCACCACAGUCUACAACCUCAAGGCGCACAUGAAGGGCCACGAGCAGGAGAGUUUGUUCAAGUGCGAGGUAUGCGCCGAGCGCUUCCCCACACACGCCAAGCUCAACUCCCACCAGCGCAGCCACUUCGAGCCCGAGCGACCCUACAAGUGUGAUUUCCCUGGCUGUGAGAAGACAUUCAUCACAGUGAGUGCCCUGUUUUCCCAUAACCGAGCCCACUUCAGGGAACAAGAGCUCUUUUCCUGCUCCUUUCCUGGAUGCAAUAAACAAUAUGACAAAGCCUGCCGACUGAAAAUUCACCUGCGAAGUCACACAGGUGAGAGACCAUUUAUUUGUGACUCAGACAGUUGUGGCUGGACCUUCACCAGUAUGUCCAAACUUCUAAGACACAAAAGGAAGCAUGAUGAUGACCGGAGGUUCACUUGCCCUGUUGAAGGCUGUGGCAAGUCAUUCACUAGAGCAGAGCAUCUGAAGGGCCACAGUAUCACCCACCUGGGAACAAAGCCAUUCGAAUGCCCUGUGGAAGGAUGCUGUGCCAGGUUCUCAGCUCGCAGCAGUCUGUACAUUCAUUCUAAGAAACACCUGCAGGAUGUGGGUACUCCAAAAAGCCGCUGCCCAGUGUCCAGCUGCAACCGACUCUUCACCUCCAAGCAUAGCAUGAAGGCUCACAUGGUGCGGCAACAUAGCCGGCGCCAAGAUCUUGUACCUCAGCUGGAAGCUCCAAGUUCUCUUACACCCAGCAGUGAACUGAGUAGCCCAGGCCAAAGUGAGCUCACCAACAUAGAUUUAGCAGCACUUUUCUCUGACACACCUGCUAAUAGCAGCAGUUCAACAGCUGGGUCGGAUGAAGCACUGAACUCUGGGAUCCUCACCAUUGAUGUCACUUCUGUGAGCUCUUCUCUGGGAGGGAAUCUCCCUACUAAUAAUAACCCCUUAGGGCCAAUGGACCCCCUCGUUCUAGUGGCCCAUAGUGAUAUGCCUCCGAGUUUGGACAGUCCUCUUGUUCUUGGGACAUCAGCCACAGUUCUCCAACCAGGCAGCUUCAGUGCAGAUGAUUCACAAGCCAUGAGCACAGGAGCAGUAGGCUGUCUGGUGGCUCUGCCUAUGAGGAACUUGAGUCAAGACUCUCCAGCUUUGACCCCCAGCAAUAACUUGACAGCACUUGGUACCACACCAACUUCUUCAGACACCACCCAAGAAGCUGCCAGUGUUCCAGAUCUGCUGGUUCCAAUAAAGGUGGAACAAGACUUGUCUCCUGUCCCAGAUAUGGUCCAGGGGCAAAAAGAAAGCCAUGGGCCAUCUGUUCUAUCCAGCUCUACAGAGAGGCUAGGGGCUCAAAAGGACUCAGAGCUCAGUGCUGGCACAGGCAGUCUCUACUUGGAAAGUGGGGGCUCAGCAAGAACUGAUUACCGAGCCAUUCAACUAGUCAAGAAAAAAAAGCAGAAAGGAACUGGGAGCGAUGAAGGAGCCUCUGACUCUGCUCACAGGAAAAUAAAAGGAAGCACAGUCAGCCUUCCUCAUGUCCACUCAGGGCAACAUAGUUGUUUUUGUGGAAAUCCCAUGGUACCCAGUGGAAGUCUACCAGCCCCUGCAGCAGUAACACAGUGUGUCCAGAUCCCUGUUCUGCAGGAUGACCCCUCAGGUGAAGGAGGCUUACCGCUGGCCCUCAGCCCACAGCGCUCUGCCUUCCACCCCUACUUCACCGUGGAUCUGCCAGUCUACGUCCUCCAGGAGGUGCUUCCAGCACCCGGAGGCUUUGCUGGGCUGGAGGCUGCACAGGUACCAGGAAGCACUAUCAACCUGCAGGACCUUCAGUGACAGCAGCCUGAACAAAUGAGGACUGCCUUCCAGGCCUGCUUCAAGACCUCAGCUGGCUGGGGAGCUGGGGCUUGGGGGUGGCAGAGAGACAUUUGACUUCCUCAGCACUCCAGCCUGGUUCUGUGAGACUUUAGGGUACAUAUAUUGAAAGUACUUAAACUGCCUCCACAGGUUGCCCUCUGAGAUAGGCACUGUGCCCAUGCCGUGUGUGUGUGUGUGUGUGUGUGUGUGUGUGUGUGUGUGCGCGCGUGUGUGCGUGUGUG
Molecule: messenger RNA, 2966 nt
Organism: Rattus rattus (black rat)
Lineage: Eukaryota; Metazoa; Chordata; Mammalia; Rodentia; Muridae
Gene: Zxdc
Product: ZXD family zinc finger C
Exons: 10
Coding region: 73-2703 (876 amino acids)
Biological process (GO): regulation of transcription by RNA polymerase II
Cellular component (GO): nucleus
Molecular function (GO): transcription coregulator activity
Source: RefSeq, a predicted model, not a curated record